Messenger RNA from Orbilia oligospora ATCC 24927, 930 nucleotides. RefSeq lists its product as uncharacterized. The transcript is spliced from 3 exons. Bases 1 to 930 code for a protein of 309 amino acids. The record is from RefSeq and is a predicted model, not a curated record. NCBI's taxonomy places the organism in Eukaryota, Fungi, Ascomycota, Orbiliomycetes, Orbiliales, Orbiliaceae.
AUGUCGGACAUCGGUCCCGCCCUCCCGCCACACCUCCUCGCAAAGCGAAAACGCCAGCAGGAAGAAGCCGAGAAGGCUGCUGCUGCUGCUGCUUCGGCGGCGCCCAAGGAAUCGGAAGGUAAAACAUCACAGGAGACCGUUGCUGUUGUCAGUGCUGCUACCGCGCCCAAGAAUGAUGUUGACGAGAAUCCCGAGAAGCGACGGAGGGUGAUGGGGCCUUAUAUGCCUGCACCGAUUGAUCAGAUGCCAUCAAGGGGACCCAAUGAGGAUGAUGAUACAAAGGGAGAAACCAACCAGGAUGAAGAUGAUUCUUCGUCGGACGAUGAAAUUGGACCUUCGUUACCUGGGGCCCGUGGUAGUGCGGCAGACGAGGAGGCCGCUGCCCAACGGCGUCUAGCAUCGAGAGUUCAAACUGCAGAAGAUAAGAUUACACGCGACGAGUGGAUGCUUGUGCCACCAGAACACGGGGACUGGACGUCAAAAGUGGAUCCUACGAAGAUUAGAAGUCGAAAGUUUCAAACUGGAAAGGGGGCGCGGGCCCCGACAGCCAAAAGUGGCGAUAAUAGCUUAUGGAUGGAGACAGUUGCGGAUAAAGCGAAGCGAGUGGCGGAUGAGGUCAUGGGAGUGCGAAGACCAGCAAAUGAAACUGGAGAAGAUGAAGAUCCUAAAGCAAAAGCCGCACGAAUUGAGGCUCAGGAGACACAGAGACGGAUCGAUGAGUAUAACACAAAAAAUCGAGGGAAGAGUCUGAUGGACGAGCACUCGAAAUCCAAGGAUAGGAAGGAAGAGGACGACCCAAGCAAAAGAGCUUUCGACCGCGAGAAGGACAUAGUCGGUAGCAGCAAGAAAAUUGGGCUCCAACAGAAGAAGCAAAUGCUGGAAAGAGCUGCGGAUUUCGGGUCGAGAUUUUCGAAAGGGAACUACCUGUAG